AUGAUUGAAGGUAAAAUAGGACCGCGAGUAAUAAAAUAUGAAGAUAGCACAAAUAAAAAUUUUAUAAGGAAAUAUUUAAUAGAUGUUAAAAAUGAAUUUAUAGAAAAACAAAUGAGAGCAUUAUAUGAGUGUCGAGAAGUAUAUAAAGAUGAUGUAGAUGAAGUACUAAAUAUUCUUACUUAUGCUUUAGAAAAUAAUGACAGCGUUUUAUUAAGGCAUGAAAUUGCAUAUGUAAUAGGGCAAAUAAGUAAUGAAAAAUCUAAUGAUCUUUUAAUUAAAUUGUUAAGUGAUAAAGAAGAAAAUUUAAUGGUUAGGCAUGAAGCUGCUGAAGGGUUAGCCGCAAUUGGUAGCGAUUCAAAUAUAGAAGUUAUACAAAGAUUUAUAAACGAUGAACAAAUAGAAGUUAGAGAAACUUGUGAAUUAGCUUUAAGUUCAUUAAUUGAAAAAAAUAAAUACACAGUGUGUUCAUGUUCUAAUAAAAAUAUUAUAAAGGAUGCAAUAAAAGAAAAAAGAAGUGAAGAAUUUGUUUCUAAAAAAUUUAAUACAAUUGAUCCAAUUGUAUUUACAUUAAAUAGUAAUGAUAACUUUGUCAAAUUAAUUGAAGAUUUAAAUAAUGUUAAUAAUCCUUUAAAAUUGCGAUAUGAAGCGUUAUUUAAAUUGAGAGACAUGGAAUCAGAGGAUUCUAUAAAUGCUUUAGGGGAAGCUUUAUUAAGAGACAAAAAAUCAGCCAUUUUUAGGCAUGAGGUUGCAUUCGUACUAGGGCAAGCAUUACGUUUAAAUUCUUUAAAAUAUUUAUUGUCAUCUUUGAAAAAUGACAAAGAGCAUGAAAUGGUAAGGCAUGAAGCUGCUUUAGCAUUAGGUUCUUUAGGAAGCUUAAAUUUAAAUUCGAAAGAAUAUAAAGAUGCGCAAGAUGUUAUUAUAAACACUUUAAAAAAUUAUUCAAAGGAUGGCUGCAGGGUUGUUGCCGAAAGUUGUUUGGUUGGGCUAGAUUAUAUAGCGGAAAAUUUGAACAUUGCAAUAGAAAUAAAUUAA
Molecule: messenger RNA, 1032 nt
Organism: Plasmodium berghei ANKA
Lineage: Eukaryota; Apicomplexa; Aconoidasida; Haemosporida; Plasmodiidae
Product: deoxyhypusine hydroxylase, putative
Exons: 1
Coding region: 1-1032 (343 amino acids)
Biological process (GO): peptidyl-hypusine biosynthetic process
Molecular function (GO): deoxyhypusine monooxygenase activity
Source: RefSeq, a predicted model, not a curated record